Messenger RNA from Andrographis paniculata, 995 nucleotides. RefSeq lists its product as uncharacterized. NCBI's taxonomy places the organism in Eukaryota, Viridiplantae, Streptophyta, Magnoliopsida, Lamiales, Acanthaceae. The transcript is spliced from 3 exons. The coding region runs from base 288 to 830 and encodes 180 amino acids. The record is from RefSeq and is a predicted model, not a curated record.
CCGACGCCGAAAGCUCUGUAGGGAGCAGUCGAGUGUUGUAUCGCUGUAAGAGAAAACGCAAGAUGCCUCGCCGACGAGCAGACCCUGCUGCUCCAUGCAAACCUAUUGUGAAUUGGACUUACGAGCUAGAGUUGUACUUCACCCACAUCCUGUGGUUGCACUGGCUAGCUGAGGAACUUUGCAAGGGUAACUUUGCGCCGGAGGUUUGACAACAGAUAGUUACACAAUUCCAUGAAGAGACUGAGUGCGACUACGAGUUGGAACAACUUCAAGGAAAGUUUAAGCGGAUGAAAACCUCGUAUGCUCUACUCCGAGACCUUAUCGUUCGACAGAUAGGGCUAGGAUGGGACGCAGAGACGGGUCUUAUUGAUGCGAGCGAGGCACAGAAGGCCGCGUGGCUAACGGCACACCCCGGGUACGGGCAUUUACUGUCGCGUCCAUUCGCCCACUUCGACUAUUGUCAUGAUAUGUUUGGACCUCAGUCUACCACAGGAGCCGGUACUCAAUCCAACAAUGCACUGCCACGGGGCAUGGACACUACCGAGGGUACUGAGACAAGAUCGGCGGGGCCGUCCACGAUGAGGGGCGAACAUGAGAAUGACGACGGCACAGGUGAAGGCGAUGCCAACAGAACCACCAAGCAAGGACUCCCUACUAGUUCUUCGAUGCAGACCGGGGGUCCGGUACGUCGUCGGCGCCCAUCUAGUAUGUCGACAAACGCUGAGUUAGCAUACCACAUUCAAUCUGAGCUUCGCAGCGGAGUUCAAGAGUUGCGGGCGCAGCUUAUCGAUCACCGCAAAGAGCACAAACGGACCUUUCUCGAAGAUUAGCGCAUUCUGCAAACGUUCACGGACCUUCCACAAGAUGCAUUUCUUCGGGCAGCCAGAGCGAUAUACAAAAACAACGAACGAUUCCUAUUCCUAACAUGGACGAGUGAUCUGCAGCGGGCAUGGGCUUUCUCAUUUGUGCGACGCUCGCUAGGAACCUGAGUUAUA